This is a messenger RNA of Hippocampus zosterae (dwarf seahorse), 2298 nucleotides long. It is a transcript of the gene trim9, whose product is annotated as tripartite motif containing 9. The record is from RefSeq and is a predicted model, not a curated record. Gene Ontology annotation, molecular function: zinc ion binding; protein binding. NCBI's taxonomy places the organism in Eukaryota, Metazoa, Chordata, Actinopteri, Syngnathiformes, Syngnathidae. The transcript is spliced from 11 exons. Bases 92 to 2284 code for a protein of 730 amino acids.
CGCCUGGCGGACAUUCUCACUCGACUCGCGGACUGACGAGCGGUCGCCGGUUGUCUCUGACGUGUCGGUCGCGUUCCCCGCUGGCGUAGCCAUGGACGAGAUGGAGGAAGAGCUCAAGUGCCCCGUGUGCGGCUCCUUCUUCCGCGAGCCCAUCAUCCUGCCCUGCUCGCACAACAUUUGCCUGGCGUGCGCCCGGAACAUCCUGGUCCAGACGCCCGAAGCCGAGUCCCCGCAGAGUAGCCGAGCCUCCGGCUCCGACUACGACUACCUGGACCUGGACAAGAUGAGCUUGUACAGCGAGGCGGACAGCGGCUACGGCUCGUACGGGGGCUUCGUCAGCCUGCCCACCACUCCGUGCCAAAAGUCCCCCAACGGGGUGCGGGUGUUCCCCCCGGGUCCGGCGCCUUCGCCGCACCCGCCGCACCAGCAGCCCCCCGCGAAGCAACAAGCCGGCUGCCUGCUGGCGCCCAUCCCCCGCAACGCGUGCAUCACGUGUCCGCAGUGCCACCGCAGCCUUCUGCUGGACGAGCGGGGUCUGCGCGGCUUCCCCCGCAACCGGGUGCUGGAGGGGGUCGUGGAGCGCUACCGCCAGGGCCGGGCGGCCGCGCUCAAGUGUCAGCUGUGCGAGAGGAGCCCCCGCGAGGCCGCCGUCAUGUGCGAGCAGUGCGACGUGCUGUACUGCGAGCCCUGCCGGAUGCGCUGCCACCCGCCCCGCGGCCCGCUUGCCAAGCACCGGCUGCUGCCGCCCGCCCAGGGCCGGGUCGGGCCCGGGCGACGCGCGGCGCCCCGCAAGACCUCGACGUGCACGGAGCACGAGCUGGAGAACCUAAGCAUGUACUGCGUGCAGUGCAAGACGCCCGUGUGCUACCAGUGCCUGGAGGAGGGCAAGCACGGCACACACGAGGUCAAGGCGCUGGGAGCCAUGUGGAAGCUGCACAAGGGUCAACUGUCUCAGGCUCUAAACGGACUGUCGGACCGAGCCAGCGAGGCCAAAGAGUUCCUCGUGCAGCUCAGGAACACCGUGCAGCACAUCCAGGAGAACAGUGUGGAAUUUGAAGCGUGUCUGGUGGCACAGUGCGACGCCCUCAUCGAAGCGCUCAACCGCCGCAAGGCUCAGCUACUCGCUUGCGUCAAUCAGGAGCACGAACACAAGCUCAAGGUGGUGCGUGAUCAGAUCUCCCACUGCACGGUGAAGCUGCGCCAGACGACGGGCCUGAUGGAGUACUGCCUGGAGGUGAUCAAAGAAAACGACCCCAGCGGCUUCCUCCAGAUCUCGGACGCGUUGAUCCGGAGGGUCCUGAUGACGGAGAGCCAGUGGGGCAAAGGGACGCUGACACCGAGGAUGACCAGCGAUUUCGACCUGACGCUGGACAGCGCGCCGCUGCUGCAGACCAUCCAUCAGCUGGACUUUGUGCAGAUGAAAGUGCCGUCGGCGCCCAUGCUCCAGCUGGAAGAAUGCUUCACGGAGAACAACAGUGCCACGUUGUCAUGGAAACAACCGCCGCUCUCCACCAUCGCCGUGGACGGGUACAUCCUGGAGUUGGACGACGGCGACGGCGGCCACUUCAGGGAAGUGUACGUGGGGACGGAGACCAUCUGCACGGUGGACGGCCUGCACUACAACAGCACGUACAAAUCCAGGGUGAAGGCUUUCAACGCCAGCGGCGUGGGACAGUACAGCAAGACGCUAGUCAUGCACACGUCUCAUGCUGGACUCCCCCCGGGUGAUAUGCAGUCAGUGGCCUGGUUCACUUUUGACGCGGCGUCGGCACACCCGGACAUCAUCUUGUCCAACGACAACCUGACGGUGACGUGCAACAGCUACGACGACCGCGUGGCCCUGGGGGGCGCCGCCUUCUCGCGCGGCGUCCAUUACUGGGAGAUGACGCUGGACCGUUACGACAACCACCCGGACCCGGCCUUCGGGGUCGCGCGCGCCGACGUCCUGAAAGAUGUCAUGCUGGGCAAAGACGACAAGGCCUGGGCCAUGUAUGUGGACAACAACCGUUCCUGGUUCAUGCACAACAACUCACACACCAACAGGACGGACGGCGGCAUCGGCAAAGGCUCCACCAUCGGCGUGCUGCUGGACUUCACGCGCAGGAUCCUCAUCUUCCUCAUCAAUGACGAGCAGCAGGGGCCCGUGGCCUUCGAGGCCCUGGAGGGCACCUUCUACCCCGCCAUCAGCCUCAACCGGAAUGUACAGGUGACGCUGCACACCGGCUUGCCCAUCCCGGAUUUCUACACGCCGGGGGAGGUUGAUCCCGCCGCCCACAUGUGCUAAAAACGUCAACCCCC